CACUUCUGUGUUGGAUCUGUGUUUUGAUGCCCGCUGAGAUGGAUUCUACUUUGUAAAUGUACAUAAAACAACCUUUCAUGGUGUGAGCGUGACUUGAAACGGCCCGUGGACACGUGAAUGCGGCUGGUGCAGACUGACAGUCAGUUCUAGAUUGUAAAGUUGGACUUCUGGAAUCAUGACAGCAGAGGAGAUCAUCAACAUUAAAGAGGCGGAGGUCAUCAAACUCAUCCUGGACUUUCUGAACUCUAGGAGGCUGCACAUCAGUAUGCUGGCCCUGGAGAAGGAGAGUGGCGUCAUCAAUGGACUCUUUUCAGACGAUAUGCUUUUCCUCCGGCAGCUGAUUUUAGAUGGCCAGUGGGAUGAAGUUAUGCAGUUUAUCCAACCUCUAGAAUUAAUGGAGAAAUUUGACAAGAAAAGGUUUCGGUAUAUAAUUUAUAAACAGAAGUUUUUGGAAGCGUUGUGUGUAAAUAAUGCCAUGUCUGUUGCAGAGGAUCCCCUUAAUCUGGAGCUCAGCAUGCAGGAGGCAGUGAAGUGUCUCAACAGUCUUGAGGAGUUCUGUCCCACUAAAGAAGAUUACAGUAAACUGUGCCUGCUGCUGACCCUCCCUCGCCUCACCCACCACGCCGAGUUUAAAGAGUGGAACCCCAGCACAGCCCGGGUGCACUGCUUUGAGGAGGCCUGUGCCAUGGUGGCCGAGUUCAUCCCUGCGGACAGAAAGUUGAGUGAGGCCGGAUUCAGAGCCAGUGGGAACAGGCUAUUCCAGCUACUUAUCAAAGGCAUCCUCUAUGAGUGCUGUGUGGAGUUUUGUCAGAGUAAAGCUACAGGUGAGGAGAUCAGAGAGGGGGAGGUGCUUCUCGGAGUGGACUUACUUUGUGGAAAUGGCUGCGAUGAGUUGGAUCUGUCCCUCCUGUCCUGGCUCCAGAACCUCUCCUCUGGUGUCUUUACCUGUGCGUUUGAACAGAAGACUCUGAACAUUCACGUGGAUAAACUGGUGAAACCCUGUAAGGCCGGCCACGCGGACCUGCUCACCCCCCUCAUGAAUCGCCUGUCCCCCUGUCCCACCUCACCUUUCCACCACAGACCCCAUUCAGCAGAUACCUACAUGUCCAGGUCCCUCAACCCCGCUCUGGACGGCCUGUCACAUGGUCUUGCAGCACAGGAUAAGAGAGGCAUGGAGGCCAAUGCAAAGGCAGCCCUGAGUCGGAGCUUAGUCGAAAACCACUUUCAUCAGCAGGAGGAUUCACCUGAACGGAAACUUCCACAGGGCCUUGAUGGUCCCAACCCAGUGCGCACUCCUCUGACCCCGGGCAAAGACGGCGGGCCGCCAUGCAGCACAGAAUUAAAUGAGCGCCGAGGCUCCACUGAACAGAUACAAGAAUACUAUCGUCAGCGGCAUCGUGUGCAGCAACAUCUGGAGCAAAAGCAGCAGCAGAGGCAACUGUACCAACAGAUGCUCUUGGAGGGAGGGGUCAAACCACAAAAUGGGACUCAAAACAACCUCACAGAAACUUUCCUCAACAGAUCUAUUCAGAAGUUGGAGGAGAUGAACGUGGGACUUGAACACAGAGGAGAGGAGGUGAUGGGGCAGUUGGGGCCACAGUGGAAUGGACUAGCAGGGAAUGGCAGCACGCCAAGCCCCGGGACCACCCACAACCACCACACACCUGAAACUGUGCUGCCGAAAGAGAAGACCGGAGGGGUGAGCAGUAGCACCCCUUUGAAGACAGGAGGAGGCCACAUCAUGCCCUGCCUCAGCGAAUCUCCUGUUCCUAUCAGUCACAGUGCUGAAAAGAUCCGGAUCCAGGAUCAGUCUGGUAGCUUAGCAACUCGCCACCCGCCCCAAGAGCAAGGAAGGACCAAAGCCCAUUUUGUCAGAGUGACCCAGCUGGAGGACACUCAGGCUCUGCGUGCGGUGGCCUUUAACCCCUCAGGGUCUCUGUACGCUGUGGGCUCCAACUCAAAGACACUAAGAGUCUGUGCUUACCCCGAAACAAUGUUGGCAAGUCCGGGUGUAAUCAAGCAAGCAGUGGUGCGCUUCCGGAGAAAUAAACACCACAAGGGCUCCAUCUACUGUGUGGCAUGGAGUCACUGCGGACAGCUGUUGGCCACUGGUUCAAAUGAUAAAUAUGUCAAAGUUUUGCCUUUUAAUCCUGACAACUGCAAUGCAACAGGACCAGACUUGGAGUUCAGUAUGCACGAUGGUACCAUUAGGGACCUGGCGUUUAUGGAGGGUCCGGAGAGUGGGGGGUCCAUCCUGAUUAGUGCUGGAGCUGGAGACUGCAACAUCUACACUACCGACUGUCAGAGGGGACAGGGUCUACACGCCCUCAGCGGACAUACUGGUCAUAUUCUGACUCUGUACACGUGGGGAGGCUGGAUGAUUGCCUCUGGUUCCCAAGACAAGACUGUUCGAUUUUGGGAUCUGCGGGUGCCCAGUUGUGUCCGUGUAAUUGGCACAACACUACAUGGCUCAGGAAGUGCAGUUGCUUCUGUAGCAGUGGACCCCAGCGGGCGGCUGUUGGCCACUGGGCAGGAGGACAGCACCUGUAUGCUGUAUGACAUUAAAGGGGGCCGCAUAGUGCAGACGUAUCGCCCCCACACCAGUGAUGUCCGCUCUGUGCGCUUCUCACCGGGAGCACAUCAUCUCCUAACAGGCUCCUAUGACAACAAAAUCAUCAUCAGUGACCUUCAAGGAGACCUAACUAAGCCCCUCCCUCAGACCUUGGCCGGGGAGCAUUGGGAUAAAGUGAUCCAGUGUCGGUGGCACCCUCAUGACAAGACCUUCCUCUCUUCGUCGGCCGAUCGCACGGCUGUCCUUUGGGCUCCACCGUCUCCCUGACCUCCUACCUGAACAUGUUACACACAUUCAGCUGUGGGGUGUGUUUUUGAUGACUUGGGUGUAUGUGUGCAAACAAGUUAACUUUUACUGUUCAAAUAUGCAUAGGAGAAGUAAAUAUUUCCUUGUCGUGACUUUUGCAUUAAGAAAAAAAUCCAGUGAUUGCUCUAGAAAGUACCACCUUGGCUCAUUUGUAAUGUUUCAUGCAGAUGCAGAACAUGUUCAGUGACAAAACACAUUGAAGCUUAUGUAGCCACAGCUCACACAUUUUGUCAACAAGUGACAAAAGUAAAACAUUUGAGAAUUAUUUAAUUUUUAGCUGUUGAAUAAUUGAUGCAUUAAAGCUCAAUAAUUUGCUCUAAUGUUA
This is a messenger RNA of Boleophthalmus pectinirostris (great blue-spotted mudskipper), 3203 nucleotides long. RefSeq names its product WD repeat-containing protein 47-like. The coding region runs from base 176 to 2839 and encodes 887 amino acids. The record is from RefSeq and is a predicted model, not a curated record. Lineage: Eukaryota; Metazoa; Chordata; Actinopteri; Gobiiformes; Gobiidae. Gene Ontology annotation, molecular function: protein binding. The transcript has 16 exons.